This is a messenger RNA of Asparagus officinalis (garden asparagus), 675 nucleotides long. RefSeq lists its product as uncharacterized. Lineage: Eukaryota; Viridiplantae; Streptophyta; Magnoliopsida; Asparagales; Asparagaceae. The coding region runs from base 1 to 513 and encodes 170 amino acids. The record is from RefSeq and is a predicted model, not a curated record. The transcript has 2 exons.
AUGCAGUUGAUGCUCCAAUCUAGCUAUACAACCUCAAUAGACAACACUUGGGAAUCCAAUCAAGAAGACUGGGAAUAUGAUUCCGACGAGACCGACCCAGAUGAGAUUUUGGCUAAUCAUGAGAUAACCAAUUCCUCUGAUAUCGAGAUUGUAGAAAUCAUAUCAAUAGAUUCUGCUGAGUCCGAGACUAAUCCCUUUGAUGAGGAUGAGCCGGUGGUAGAAGUUAUUCCCAUAGAGUCCUCGCCCUCUGAAAUAAUUUUGCUUUCAUCUGAUCCUUCCGAUAUGGAGUCCCAUGUAGCCCAGGUUCCUAAUAAUGACCAAGAACUUACCUCCUCUGAGGGUGAGUCGAGUACUCUAGGCAUUGGUCCAGACCUCGAUCUUGAAGGAUGGGGGACUAGCGGUAUAGAUCCAGAUCCAGUGUCUGAUUCUGAUAAUAAUAACCAGGACUCAGAGGAGACCGAACCAACUGAGGCGGAGUCUAACUCUAGCAAAUCCUCUUCCUCGAGGAAGUAGAAUGUAAAAAUUAGAAAAAUUUCGUAAGAUCAAUAUAUGAGUUUCUAGUUACUCUCUAGUGUAUAUGGGAAUUUUGGGCAGAAAUAUGUAAACCCAUAUACUAGGAUAUAUGUAUGGAAUGAAAAGUUAAAUAUUAAUAAGAGACUUUUAGUUGUAACUACU